This is a messenger RNA of Eupeodes corollae, 3254 nucleotides long. Its product is annotated as organic cation transporter-like protein. The record is from RefSeq and is a predicted model, not a curated record. The transcript has 6 exons. Gene Ontology annotation, molecular function: transmembrane transporter activity. Bases 626 to 2902 code for a protein of 758 amino acids. Gene Ontology annotation, cellular component: membrane. NCBI's taxonomy places the organism in Eukaryota, Metazoa, Arthropoda, Insecta, Diptera, Syrphidae. Gene Ontology annotation, biological process: transmembrane transport.
UUACCCUUGGAAAUGAAAUUGAAAUCCAACAUGCAAUGCCACCACCCACCCCAAACGUCCGCCGUCAUCGUCAUUUUUGUCGUUUUCGUUCCGCGUUCUAUAUUAUACUAUAGCCAUCAGAUGCCACCGCAUAUCGGAGGAGUCUCUAGCGAAAGGUUAAGCUUUCUCUUCAAAUCAGUUGUCUUCCGAUGUAAGUGUAGCCCGCUAGCAUUCACGGAAGGUGAUAUACCUAUUUCAAUCACGAAGUAAUAUCCUUUUCAGUGCUUGAAAGAAAAACAAAAAUAAAUAAAUAAAAUCAAAGAAAAGUGAAAGUACCUUUAGGUAUAUUAAAUUUCCCGAAAAAAUUUCAAGUCUAUACCUAUGCCAAGCUCAAAAUAAUAUUGAAAUAAAAGUCCUUUAUUGAUGAUUACUGAAAACAAAAAUGAAAAAUAAAAAAAGAAAAUCAAAAAUAAAUUAUUGAAGUUGUUCUUUUUUAACUUCCCCGACCACAAAAUAAAAGUUCCCUGAAAAGCCCGCCUCGGUUUUUGUGUGAAGUGGCCUGGAUAUAUGUACAACAGUUUGAAAAUAUCAAAAGCAGAAGAAAAAUAGAGGCAAAAUAGUGUCAGUGAAACUGUUUGACAGCAAAAUGGCCUCAUCAUACCUUAUCGGCGAGGACUAUAGCAGCAAUGGGGAGGACGAAGAUGAUAUGACGGCGGAGUCACCACUUCUGCGGAAUCAAGACAAAACUGAAUCAUUGCCCACCUCCGUAACAAACAUAUCAACGCCACUUCUCGCUCCCAUAGCGAUACCUGAAUCGUUGUCUUCAUCUCCCGCGAAUGUGAGAAACGAAGCACGAAUUCUUAAUAUUAACAACAACAACAAUAACAAUAAUUCAUCAAGUCGAAAUAUAAACUAUAACAAUAAUUGCAGAAGAAGAAGUUCAACAUCAUCAGUUACCCGAUUAGAUUCCUCCGACGGUACUAAUACCACCGCCACAGCCGCUAUUUAUGACGCUACAUCAACUACACAAUCCCUAAACAAUACACCCACUCACAAACAAAACCCCUACCCAGUGGAUUCUUUUGCGCUUAUCGAAGGAAAACCACCUAAAGUUGUUACUAAAAUGCAAUCAAAAGUCGAUGCUGUUGGGAAGAUAACAGGCGAAUGGGGCAAAUGGCAACUACGAACGGUUCUACUGAUCUUCCUUUGUAAAAUACCCUCAUCAUGGUUUAUGGCAUGUAUCAUCUUCACAGCUCCAGCACCACGUCAUGGUGAAUUCUAUUGUAAGCCACCAGAUUCCUUAAGUCCGCGAAACCACACAAAAUGGAUUAAAGUGUCACAUCCGACUUUAGAAGAAGUUGAAGAUCAUGAGUUUAAUAUAGACUUUUGUAAUGUUUAUCAAGAUGCCUUGGAUCAUGCUCAUCAAUACUAUCAUUAUCAACAUCCAGAUAUGGAACCUAGAUUAUGGGAUGAGCCUUCAUCGAAGAACGCUACCGUUAUUCCUUGCAAAGCCUUCGAGCAUAAAUCCGACUAUCCGUCAUUGAUAACACAGUUCGAUUUAGUAUGCUCACGUGAUAUUUUGGUUGCUGUCACGCAAUUCUUCCAUUUGUUUGGCGUUCUAACGGGUGGCUUAUUGGCCACCCAUUUACUUAAGUACUUUAGUCCUCGAAAUGUAAUGCUCUUCGGAAUGAUUACACAAAUUAUUUGUGGUAAUUUAACAGGUCACGUUUCUUCUUAUGAAUUACAUGUGUUCUUUCGCUGCCUUUCAGCUGUUUGCUGUUGUCAAAUGUAUACCGCUGGUGCUAUGAUUUUCAUGGACAUUACUGCUGGGACGUAUCGAACUGUAGUUUGUACACUUUUUGAGCAAUUUUGGUCGGUCGGAGUUAUAAUGCUGCCAGGGGUUGCUAGCUUUUCAAAAAGCUGGACAUAUCUCUAUAUGGCGAUAUCAUGGCCAACUGUCAUAUUAAUUUAUUUAUGGAGGUGGAUUCCCGACUCUCCUCGUUGGAUGAUACAAAGAGGUCGCGUUCUAGAAGCUAAAACUAUUCUACAAGAUUGCAUUGAAAUGAAUGGCACAAGAUACUGUCUUCCACAUGAUAUUGACCAGCAGCUACAACUCCAAGCCAUCACAAGUAUGGAACAAGACCCGCCAUCGGGUUGGUGGUCCCUAUGGAAAGGUCCCCAUGCUAUUCGCCAUAUGAUCUGUGUCCAUCUAUGUUGGUCCUUAUACAUUGUAGUCUAUUAUGGCAUGUUGCUCAACAUACGUUCAUUUAGUCGAGAACAUCUGGAGAUUAACACAAUAAUCGCAGGUUGUGCAGAAAUAUGUGGAACUUUUAUUGGAUUGUUCCUAAUUUUAACAACAAGCAAAAAGUGGCAAUGCACUGGUGCAUUUAAUAUUAUCGCUGGAAUGAUUGCCUUGUCAGCUUGGCUAAUUCCUGAUAGCAUUAAAGGUAACCCUCGCAUAGCCCUCUUAAUGAUGUCUGCUAUGAUAUCCAAAGCUGCAAUCUCGUGUACGCUCUCAAUUCUCACAACAUGCACAACCGAAUUAGUCACUGAGGAUAAAAAGAAGAUCUGUGCUUUUUCGACAAUAGUUUGGGCAAGAAUAUGGCUCUUAACUGCGCCAUUUGUUGGAGCAACUGUUAUUUUCGGGCAGCUUGUGCCACAAACGGCAUUUGCCUCAUUUACAAUUAUUGGUGGAGUUUUAUCCACUCUUAUUUCUAGUCCACGUACAAUAAGCAAACAAAAGACAACACUUACAUCGACGACAAUAAUAAAUGACACAAAGUGUCAUCAGUCGUCAAAUAUUAAUAAUAAUAAUAACAAUAAUAAUAAUAAUCAAGCGUUUAGCAAAAAAUCCAAUCUACCUCCGGAACUAAUACCUGGCAUCUGGACGACGAAAAACCAUGAUGAACAUCAACAAGUGUGAUAAAAGUUCUUGAUGUGUUUUUAUAUUUUAUUUUUGUAUCUUUAACUAUUUUAAUCCAUAAUCAAUAGGUUUCAAAAACCUGUAUGAACUAUAAACUUUAAACAAAAACUCACUAAAGCAUUGUACAUUUUUCUACUCAAUAUUUACAAAUGUAUUUUAUUUAAAAAAAAUACGCACAAGCACUCUUACAAACAUGUAGCUGCUUAAAAGAAUCUUUUAUGUAAAUAAAUAAGUUAAUUUCAAAGCAAUAAGCAAAAGUUUAAAGUUUUAAAAUUGUGCUUAUCCUGUUAAAAAUAAAAACUUACCUAUAAUUUUAAUAAUUUAUUUAAAAAAAAAACACAAACACACAAAA